Messenger RNA from Paramuricea clavata, 5053 nucleotides. Lineage: Eukaryota; Metazoa; Cnidaria; Anthozoa; Malacalcyonacea; Plexauridae. The record is from the annotation of a GenBank genome assembly.
AUGGACUGGUAAAUAUAUGAAUAGGCAUUGGCUUUUUAAGGUGUUAUCGGGAAGGGAGUUCUAAUCUUGUGAUGCUCUUAAGUAAUGUGAAGUAGAGAUUUGGGAUCAUUAUGAUUGCCUAUUAACUGAAAUCUAACUAUUCACAUGUCAGUGGUUCGUCGAGCAGUUCAAGUCGCUCAAGUAGUGGAAGUUCACGAAGUUCCAGCAGUGGUAGUUCUGGGAGCAGUAGUUAUUCCUCAAGCACUUCAAGAUCCAGUUCCAGCUCAAGUUCCAGUGGGGGCGACAAGAAAGGCAAAGGUAGGUGGAACCUUCUUGCAAGUCAUUUGUCAAAGUUUCAUUCUGAACUACCUGAAAAAGUUUCAAAACACUCCAGAAACACAAAUUGUAGACUGUAUAGAAUAUUACCAAAAUGCUUCUUUUCACUUGAAAAAAAGUCAUGGUUUUUACGUCAAAACACUCAUGAAUGUCAAUACAUUCCUAACAUUGUAACAUCAUGGGAAUAGCAACAUCUGAUUGGUCUGUGUUACGUCUCCAUAACAAAUAGCAAAACUCCCUUUUCAAUUAGCAAAACACCCUUUUCAAAUAGCAAAACACCCUUUUCAAAUAGCAAAACACCCUUUUCAAAUAGCAAAACACCCUUUUCAAAUGGCGAAACAUCCUUUUCAAAUGGCAAAAUGCCCUUUUCAUAUAGCAAUUAAUUAUUUCAUAUAGCAAUUAUUUCAUAACAUAAUGUACACUAUCUUAAGCUAUUUACACAAAUCAAUUACGAAACAUAAUACAUAGUACAUACAAACUAAAGCAUUCACUUGCAUCCUUGCGGGAUAGUAAACUUAUACUGCAAUACUAAUAGUCCAAUUUUGCCAACAGUUAACUCCAAAAUGAUUAAAUUACAAUAAAUGUAAACUGUAAACUAUUAGUUGAACUCCAAACAAUUGAUUGAAAAUAUGUGUCUGCACCAGAGUGUUUAUAUAGGUCUGGUAGACUGGGCAAGAGCUCAUAAAACUAUACUAAAUGACGUAUCAUCACAGUAGGGGUUGCUUGCAAAAUUGCGUGCCCAACGUCCUGGGGCAACCAAAAAUUUGUGUCGGGCAACUAAAAUCUCUUGACUAAUGACCCAACGGGCAACCACACUUUUGUGUUUUGAAUCGACAAUGUCAAUGACAGUAGUAAUCCAAGCAUGGGAGGUAAGAGUAUUUGUAACACAGUAGCAGUUGUAACUUGUUAACAGUUAAAUAAACACCGGUUUUGUUGAGGUUCAUUCAACUUCAUUUGUCUAUUUUUAUCUAAUUUAAUGUGGGCAAGUGAGAAAUGGCCUCGGGCAACCAAAUUGUGAGUGUUGGCUGCCCCAAGGGCAACCACUUUUUUCAAAAUUUUGCAAGCCCUGGGUGGUGUCAAAUUGUCAUUAUGGGGGAUUUAUGGCCAAGACAAAAAAAUUGCCGUACAAGUCAAAGUGCUGCCGACCUUUUUGCCUAUGCCGGUUUAUUAAUAUUGCAAGGAGUGUUAAGCUGCAAAGCGCCAUACUUUAUUAUUAUGAUAAUCUUAUUCAUCAAGAGGAAACUCAGGCAUCAAUACAUCCAAGUUAACACAACUAUGUUACCUACACCAUUUCAGUUCGUACUAAAUCGUCAGUGAAACAAGCAUCCGCAAAAGAAACAAAAAAAACUGAUAAAGUUCCCGAGAAAAAACUUGAACCGAAGCCUGAACCCACCCCAGAAAAGAAACCCGAACCGGUGGAACCUAAACCCGAACCCAAGGCUGAACCCAAAUAUUCCCCACCUCCCAAGAAGUCACCCACCCCUCCCCCUAUCAUACCUCCAAAGAGGCCAUCACCCUCGCCCCCUAGAGAAAAAACCCCGCCCCCCAAACCGAAAGUUCCAUCGCGUUCACGAUCUGUAUCAAACGAGCGUAUCCGACCAGCAGUUACCGAACGACCCAAACCACCGAGACAGUAUCGAUCACGGUCGAGAUCUUCAAGCCCAGGCGGCGCUCGUAACCGAAGUCGAUCGCCAUCCGACUCCAGGUCAAGGUGUGUUUAUGUACUUUGUGUAGGCAUGUUUCAUAAUUAAAGCCUGUUUUAUACGUCGAAUUUUGGUCGCGUCGAAUGCAAUUAAGACAAUAGAUAAUGAGAUGAUAAAGCUCAUUAAGCUUCAUUAUCUAUUGUUUGAAUUGCAUUCGACGCGACCGAAAUUCGACGUAUAAAACAGGCCUAAGGUUACAGAACACCUUUGAGUGUUAAUUUUGCCUAAAAUUUUUUAUUGGUUUCAAUGAAAGCAUUAGACUAGUUCUACUAUCUGACCAAGUUUGAACGAAAAAUGUUGAAAACUCGCAGAGUUAUUUAGUAAAAUACAUUUCGCUGCAAUAAGAAAAACAUUGAAAAUGUAAUAUUCAAAUUCAAUUUUCUCACGAAAAACUUUACGGUAAUUACUGAUUUUCAAACGAGUUAUGCUCCUGCGGGUUUUAACCAAUUUUUCUCAAAUUUUCACAGGACAUAGCUAAAUACGUCAGUUUCAAAAUUGUGUUCGGCUUUUAUUUAAUUUUGGAUAUUUUAAAAAUAAAGAGCAAUUCACUCAAACAAUUCAGAAAUAUGUUGCAGUCAAAGAAAUCGCCAUAUCAGCGGAAUGACGAAAUAAACAAGAAUUUCCGAACACAAUUUUUUAGAACAACUAUUUUACUGUAUAAAAAUGAUAUUUUCAUAAAUAUAACUUAAAACCAGCAGGAGCACAACUCAAAAGCGUAAAGGUACCGCGAUUUAAGAUUUUCCUGAAUAAUUCUUACAUUAUUUUAUUGUUUAUCAAUUUUACAACUUUACCAUAUUUUGCAUGCACUGCAGGAGAAAAUUUGGUGAAAAUUUGAUGAAAAUCGGACUGAUAUUGAGCGCGCAGUAGCGAUUCUCCGCAAAACGCCAAAAAGGGUGUCCUGUAACCUUAAUGACUAAAUUAAUGAUUUAUAAAUUAAUUGUUUGUUUUGUCGUUGGUGUACCAUAUUUAUUUGUAUAUUUUUAGACAGUUCAUAUAUCGACAAUUAAUGUUGGAAAUAAUUGUUAGUAAUAACACAUACGCGAGGGCCAUAAUUAUUAUUAUAAAUCAGAAAAGUUUGAUUUUCACGAUAUUUUGAUGCCAUCGUAGCAGAGCCUGAAAUAAUGUUCAAAAAUUGUCCGGAAAAAAUGUCCGACCGAAAUCAAACUUGAUCGUAAACUUUCAAAUUGGUCGGACAUUUUUUCUAUUUUAUUUUGAAUCCAUGCCUUUGUUGAGCAAAUUAAGCCAAUAUAUAACUAAUACUUUUACGUUAAACACUACACAGUUUUGUGUUCUUUGUGGGAUGAUUUGAUGCAACUUGUGAUUAAAUCAGUCAUUCAAAAAGUCUAGCUUUAUCCCGACAAAAUUUCCAAUCAAUUUAGCAUUUGGUCGGAAAUAUCUGAUGACUAAAGUUCGACCGUUAUUUCCGGCCCUGCUUAGCAACGUAAAUAUUGUUGAUGUUUGUGAUGUUACUCUGAGUGUAUAUCCACACUGGGCAAGCUUGAAAAAUAUGCCUGGCCACGGUGGGAAUCGAACCUACGACCUUUGGAAUACUAGCCCAAUGCUCUGCCAACUGAGCUACGCGGUCAGGUCGGUUCGAGUAAGUGAUAUUUCGGAACUGAGUCUAGUUCCUUCGAUAUCAAUAUUGUUAUUAUCAUCAGGUCAAGAUCAGCAUCACGAUCCAAGUCGCCACGAAAACGACGCAGCCCAAGCCCAAAAACCAAAAAAUUAUGUGUCAACCGUCUGUCACGCAACGUCACUCGUGAUCAUAUACUGGAAAUAUUCAGCGUCUACGGCAAAGUCUCUAGUGUCGACCUUCCUACCAAUAGGAACCUUGUCCACCCCGGCUACGCGUAUGUGGAAUACGAAGAGCACCCGGAUUGUGAGAAAGCGAUGAAACACAUGAACGGAGGUCAGAUAGACGGCCAGGAGGUUCUCGUACAGUUUGUGCUCAAUCAACGCAAUCGAGAGAUACGCCCCCGGAAAAACAGCCCCGUACGCAGACGCCCAUCUUGGAGACGUUCCCCACCUAGAAGAUCCCCCGGGCGUCGUUCUCCACCUCGCCGUUCACCCCCGAGAAGAUCGCCGGUUAGAAGGUCCCCAGUUAGAAGAUCCCCGGCACGAAGAUCGCCCCCCGCAAGAAGGUGAGUGAAUUUUUUGUUUGCAAUAACGUAAUUUUGGAUAACAAACAACGGCUAUUUUAAUGUAUUGAUCGAGUUUAGAGACAGUCUAAGACUCAAAAGAUGAAUUACCGUUCAGUUUUUCUUGCUACAACCAUUCUGAUAGGAGAAAAAUCAUCCACAAGUUGUUUGACUGCCCGUCAUUUGGAUGAAAAGUCACGUGAUUGCAAACAAAGAAUAUGUUACAUAUUUACCUAUGUUCCUAUGGACGUACACGACCAUAACACGAGACAGUCAGAAGACGAUUUGACAUUGCCUAAACCAAAAACAAAUAGUAUGAAAAAUGCAUUCUCCUAUAAAGGUGUGGAAGUCUGGAACUGCCUUUCUGCAUCGCUAAAAUCAUCGACAACUAUUGCUAAUUUUACGUUGAAACAUGCAAAUUAACAUCAAGUAAUCCUGCCUUUGUUUCUAUCUGUUUUAAAUAAUCUUCUUGUAAAUAAUAUAUUUUAUAUUUCUACUUGUGUGAGCACGGCCGGUUGGAAGAUCACCAUUCUUCUUUUUAUAUUGUGUACAUAAUUAUUUUUUAUUAGGUGAAAUUGUACCGUCUUAAAAUAUUGUUCAUAACAAUAAUAGUACUUUGCAAAGUAUUUCAACUCCAAAAUAUUUCACAGGUCAUCACCACCAAUAAGAAGAUCUCCUAUACGAAGAAGGUCCCCACCAGGAGGCAGAUCUCCCCCCGGAAGAAGAUCACCACCUCGAUCGUACAGACCACCAGCGAACCGUAGGAAAUCUCGCUCGCGUUCCCGCUCCCCCCGUCGUAAAGCAAGAUCUUCGUCCUCACGAUCUCCUUCCCGCUCGCCACUCAAAGGACGCAACUUCAAACGCAGAUCGUCCAGCAGUAGCUCAUCUUCGUCAUGA